AUCCCCACCUUCCUCCUCUAGAGCCAGAUAGGGAACCAGAGCCUGACCCUGGCAGUUGGCAACCUUCCUGGUGUCUCCGGAAGGAAGACAGGCUGUGUCUGAUCAAAAGUAGCCUCUGGUGCUGCCUGGAUCUCCUAGACCAGCUCCCUUGACUCUGCUGCCUGCCUCCCUGCCUCCCUGGUUCAGCCCCGCCCCCGGCGCCAUCCCUCAGUUUGUGGACCGGCUGAAGCUUCCAGGGGCAGGACGGAGCAAAGGUCCAGGCCCACCCUCUUCUUCUCCCUGGGUGACCCGGGAUCGCGCGCGCGCGCUCGCGGGCGAAAGAGCGGAGCGUUCCGGACGGAGCGGCAGCGCGCGGGUAAUCUCAACCCGACAAAAUGUUUGCCAAAGCGACUCGGAAUUUCCUUAAAGAAGUUGAUGCUGGAGGAGACCUGAUUUCAGUCUCACACUUGAACGACUCUGACAAGCUGCAACUUCUAAGUCUGGUGACCAAAAAGAAGAGAUACUGGUGCUGGCAGAGACCCAAGUACCAGUUCUUAUCGGCCACCCUGGGAGAUGUUCUUACAGAAGGGCACUGUCUCAGUCCAGUGGUUGUGGAGUCAGACUUCGUAAAAUACGAAAGCAAGUGUGAGAACCACAAGAGCGGGACUAUCGGGACCGUCAUGGGGAAGGUCAAGCUGAAUGUUGGAGGCAAAGGCCUGGUGGAGAGUCAGUCUUCGUUUGGAACUCUGAGGAAGCAGGAGGUAGAUGUGCAGCAACUCAUUCAGGAUGCCGUCGGGAGAACAGUUAAUCUGGACAGCCUGGUGCUCCAGCAGGUGCUAGAGAGCAGGAACGAGGUCCUGUGCGUGCUGACGCAGAAGAUCGUGACAACACAGAAGUGUGUGAUUUCUGAGCACGUGCAGUCGGAGGAGACGUGCGGAGGCAUGGUGGGGAUCCAGACCAAGAUUGUGCAGGUAUCAGCAAUGGAGGACGGGACGAUCACCACGGACACCAAUGUUAUGCUGGAGAUCCCUGCUGCCACCACCAUUGCCUAUGGCAUCAUGGAGCUGUAUGUGAAAAAGGACGGCCAGUUUGAUCUAGAGGGCUGGAAGGCCAUCCUGUUGGGGAAGCAGCAGACAAGAUGGCAGGAACAGGGUACUGAGAUCUCACAUCCUUGACUGGAAGCAUGAAGCAGAGGGAACUGAUAGUGGAGUAACUCUCGCAGCCCACUUCCAGUGACAUCCCAUGGCAAGGCUACACCCUCUAAACCUCCCCACACAACACCACCAUCUGAGGAACAAAUGUUGAAGACUACGGAGAGCAUUUUUCAUGUAAGGCACCACAGGACUCCUGCUCAGAAGUGAGUGAGAGUCCCUGGUGUGUCCUGGUGGGGUUAAGUUAGCUGAGAUUAGUCAUCGACCACCCUGAGCUGUUAACAUUAUCCUCCUCGUGGUGAGCCCACCACCCCUCCCAACAUGAAACCCAUAUUGCAACUGGACCUUGCUCUGGGGAUCAUAAGUGCCAUUGCUAUUGGUAGAAGAAAAUAAGGGUCGUUCUUUCUUACUUUCUGUUUACUCUAGAUCAAUGGUUCUCAACCUGUGGGGUAAGACCCCUUUAAGGGUUGAAUGACCCUUUCACAGGGGUUGCCUAGGACCAUCAGAAAGCACUGAUAUAUACAAAAUGAUUCAUAACAGUAGCAAAAUUACAGUUAUGAAGUAGCAAUGAAAAUAGUUUUACAGUUGGGGGUCACCACAGCAGGAGGAACUGUAUUAAAAGGUCAGCACUAGGAAGGCUGAGAAGCACUGCUCUAAAUGCUCAAGGCCCCUCCCUUCCUGUUCCCAAUGAGAAUGCUACCUGAUUGCUUUGUGGGAGCAAGAAUGGGUAAAGGUAGCAUCACAAACUGUUGUUAACAUUUCUAGGUAGGAUAAUGGCUUUGUCCACUAAAAAAAAAAAAAAAAAAAAGACAUCUGUCUGUUGGAAGUUUCUUCUGAAGUGUCACAGAUGAAUAAUCUGCUUGUGGUUUGCUUCCAAAAUGGCAUCAGGGAAUGUAUGUGGUGUGAGUGGGGAAAAGGAGGAAGGCCUGGGUGACAGUUGCUGAGACUAGCAGAUGAGCAGCUUGGUCCUUGUAACUGUGUGCUCUUGGUAAGUGUGACCUUUGCCCUAGAGAAUAGGCUACACGUGUGUCUGUUUGUCACUCUCUCAUUUAUCUUUCUUUAAAAAAAAAAGAUUUAUUCAUUAUUUUAUGUAUGUGAGUACACUGUAGCUGUCUUCUGACACACCAGAAGAGGGUGUCACAUCCCCUUACAGAUGGUUGUGAGCCACCAUGUGGUUGCUGGGAAUUGAACUCAGGACCUCUGGAAGAGCAGUCAGUGCUCUUAACCGCUGAGCCAUCUCUCCAGCGUCCUCCCAUCUAUCUUGAUGGAGGGGUAAGGUGAGCUGGCCUCCUGUAAAACUGUAUUGGCUCUCAGGAAGCCCAUGCAACAUACCUCAGUGCUCGGUUGCAAAGGUGGGAACUAAGGCACAUCCAAGGGUCUGAACAAGCAUGGAACAAAACCCUGAGCCUCCCGCACUAGUUUGUCCAUUGGCCAAAGAGAAGCCUGAAUUUUGGGGAGUGGACAUGAUUUGCUUAAGGAGACAGUAAGAGAAGAUGCCAGUUUUAAGAAACUGAUCAAGAAUGCCAGGUAAGGGAAACCUGGGCUGCUAAGAGCACAGGGGUGGUGACUAUAUCCUGGUUCGGCUGGUUUGCAGCGUUUGCAUUAGAGAGAGAGGGAGGAAGACAGAGAGAAAGAGUGAGAGAGAAGGGAGGGGGAGGGGGAAUUGGAGAGAGAGAGAGAGAGAGAGAGAGAGAGAGAGAGAGAGAGAGAGAGAGAGAGUCAGAGUCUUAUGUGACCCAGGAUGGCAUUGGACUGGCUAUAUUGAUGAGGAUACCUCCAAAUACUGGAGUCUCAGGUUUAGGCUACCACACCCAGACACCCUCUGUUACUUUCUUCUCUGCCUCCUUCUUUUCCUCCCUCCCUCCUUCCUCCUCCUUACCCUCUUCCUCUUCUAUUUGCUUCCAAGCACACCUGAAGGGGAUCAGAUUGUUUCUAGUGUCUGCGUAUGAUAGGCAGUGUUUAUAUCAUAUGUAUAGCUCAGUCCAGCCGGGGCAGAUGCUUCAGGGGCCUCUCAGGCCUCGACUGAAGGUCACUCUGUUAUUUUCACCUGCUUUCUUGAGGCUCCGUUGGUGAACACCAUAAAUAUCCUAGAGCACAAUACUAUGAUAGACUACUAACUGUGAUUAACCACCAUCAAACUAAUUUACCCAGCCAGCACGUCACAUAAUUGGCAUUUGGGGGAGGGGGAGGGGGGUGGCGCCUACAUUGCGGUUAUAUUAGUUUUAGUUGAGAGCUUUAUAAAUGGUUACCCUUGUUUAUUUGUGUUUGUGUGUUAUGUGAGUGUGUGUGUAUGUGAGUGUGUGUGUAUGUGAGUGUGUGUGUUUUGUGAGUGUGUGUGUAUGUGAGUGUGUGUGUUAUGUGAGUGUGUUUGUAUGUUAUGUGAGUGUGUUUGUAUGUUAUGUGAGUGUGUGUGUGAGUGUGUGUCUUAUGUGAGUGUGUGUGUAUGUGAGUGUGUGUGUAUGUGAGUGUGUGUUAUGUGAGUAUGUGUAUGUGUGUGUGUGUUAUGUGAGUGUGUGUGUGUUAUGUGAGUGUGUGUGUAUGUGAGUGUGUGUGUAUGUGAGUGUGUGUGUUAUGUGAGUGUGUGUGUUAUGUGAGUGUGUGUAUGUGAGUGUAUGUGUAUGUGAGUGUGUGUGUGUGUGUAUGUGUGUACGUGCGUGCACACACAGGUGCAUGCCAUGGCCUGCUUGUGGAGGUCAGAGAACACCUUGUGGGAGUCAGGUUUCACUUUCCACUUUGUGGGUCCUGGGUACCCAAUUCACGCGCAUCAUUAGUCUUGGUGGCAGUCCCUUACUCACUGAGUCACUUUACUGUCCCGUGUUUGUUGAGCAUUCAAUAACCUCACAGGCUAAAGUCCACAAGACCCUGGUAAACACAGCCAAGUCUUCUUCCUCCUAUCCAGCUGAGACUGUGUGUCCUGCCCCAUCCCCACCCCAUUUCUCAGCCACAGGGAACAGAAUGGCUGCUCUGCAUUCCUUCCGGGAGAGCAGCACCCUUCAGGGUUGGCGUGAGCAAGGGAGCUUGGUGUUUCCUUUCUGUGUCUGACCUGUGCUCCCCACACAGUAUCUCCUGGGUUCAUCCAUGUUGUCCUACACGAUGAGAUUUUAUUUAUUCGGUGGCUGAGUCAGAUUCCUUUCUGUAAAUGGGCCAUGUUUUCUUGAUCUGGUCAUCUGUUGUUGAGCAUGUGGGUUGAUUCUAAGUCAGUUAUCACGCAGUAUUGCUGCCGCUGCGGGGCUCUCUCAGUUUAUUUUGCUGUUGUUAUUGGGUUUAGAUUAUUUUAUUUUCUGUGUGUGCUUGGCCUGUGUGCAUGUAUAUGCACACCUGUGUGCCUGGCAUCUCAGGAUUGCAGAGGGAGCAUCAGAGUUAGGGAUGGUUGAGGACAACCCACGUGGGUACUGGGGAGCCAAACCCAGGUCAGCUGAGCCAGCUCUCCAGUCCUGUCAGCCUUGUCUUGAAGGAGUGAAUUCAGUCAAGGGACAGAACAUUGAGCAGAUGCUCACUUAACAAAGCAACAGAAGAGCAGAGCAAAGCAACGCCCGCAGGGGUGAGAGUGGGUGUCCCUGGGUGGGGAGUCCCAGGGGUGCUGGGGCGGGGUUAAAUAAGUUUUUAUGAUUAUUUAUUGAGUGGCUGAUUUAUGAGGUCCAAAAUCACAGUGGACCAGAUCUUCCUCUCAAGUUAUUUCUUCCCAUAAUUCCUACAAAAGGGGGAGGGGCUGGCAGGCUGACAAGCCGUAAUGCUAGUAGUGAUGUUGUGGUGACCUUGAGUCUUGAGGAUGCUGAGCCUGAUAUGGAUGGAUGUCCUGUUGCCUCCCUUCUGCUGACAUAGGAAGGACCUACUGACCUACUUCAGCUUCAACGAUGUUUAUGAACAAAGGACAUUCCAGCUGUGGGGGUGGGGGUGAGGGACAUGGCUACUAAGAUAUGGCCACAUUAUCCUAGGUGACCUCACGUCUAAGUCCUUGCCUGAGCUGGUCUGGGGUGGUUGGCACUAGGUGAUGGCUCGUUAGAAGCUGUCUUUUUCUCAGUGUAGGCUGUUGGAGUUAGACAUAGGGUAUGGGAAAGGGCCACAGCACCUUUCAGGAGGGAUGGGGUUGCUUGGUAGGAUUCCUCCAGAGCCUGCUAAGACUUGCUUCCUGGUUUCUCUCAGAGGCCGGUCCUUUCUCUCCCUGGCCAAUCUGUAUCUCAUGCUCAGCUGCCAUCCGUUUCCUUCUCAUUCCCAGGGCUCCCAUCUCCAUGGUUUAACCCUAGCAUCUAUGUUUAACCCACACACUUGUUUCCGUAACAGCAUUAGCAUUAGUUCCAUUGAUGGUUCUCACAGUUGGGUAUAUAAUAGGACAGAACUUCCUCAUAACUGAAACUUGGGGUCCUUUAGCCAGUGUGUUCCCAUUUCCUCUACCUUGUAGGCCCUAACCAUCAUUGUUUUUCCCCAAUUCUGUGAGAUUUACUAAUCUAGAUUCUACAAAUGGAUGUGAGCACACAGUGUUGUCUUUCUGUUUCUGGGGUUUAAUAUUCUCUAGAUCCACAUACAGGUUUCUUUUUUCAAGAAUGAGUAAUAUUCCAUUAUGUGCAUGUAAAUGCAUUUUAAAAUUCAAUUCUGUGACUAUGUGUCAUUUCUCAAAGGUCCUUUGUAAAUGGGGCCCAUGUGAGGAUUUGGCUAUGAACUCUGGGAGGAUCCUUGGUGGCUGGAAGGCAGGAAAAAGCUCUUUUCUGCCUAACUGCCUACAGCUCAUUUGAGGUAGCUGUUUCUCCAAGGGACUUCUUUUGCCUUUUAUGCUUUCUGAAUUCCGCUGUCUCCCUCAGCCCCCAUCCCUGUCUUUGGUUUAUUUCCCAUGUCCUGGCCUUAGGGGCAGCCUCUGUCCUCUGUGGAGCAUCUACCUUUGCGUAUUGUGGCAGGACCAAUAACCAUUAAAUGGUUCUGCUUCUCUCCCUUCCUUCCCAUCUGUAUGUCCUGUCACUCUUCACAUGGAACCCACAGGCCCUCCUAAGCUUGCUGUAGGGCAGGGCAAGUCUGUCAGCCACUCUAUGCCUCAUCAGACCUUGUGUAAAAACCCUCAAGUGAGCAGACAUGGUGGCAUGUGUCCGAAAUCCCAGCACUUGUGAGGCUGAGGCAGGAGGAUCUGGGGUUAGAGAUUAGCCUGGGCUACACAGUAAAACUGUUAGAUUUUCCUGUUGCUGUGACAAAACAUUGACCAAAGGCAACUCAAGGAAGAGGUUAAUUUGACUUACGGUUCCAGGGAGAGGAGUCCAUCAUGAAGGGGCAGAGGCAUAUCAGCAAGUGGCAGGCAAGCCAGCAGGAAGCGGAGAUCACAUAGGGUGACAGUGGCUCACAGGCUGUAACUCAGAGCCCUUCCUGAGUGACUUUCUUCCUCUAGCAGGACUGCACCUUCCAAACAGUGCCACUAAACUGGGGACCAAACGCUCAAAUGCUCAGUCUUUGGGAGUUAUUUCCCAUUCAAACCACCCGACUUGGUCUCAAAAAACAGAUGCAAAGAAGCGAAAGCCUUUUUGGAUGUCUUCUACCACAGUCUGAUGUAGGUAAAAUGAGUCUGAGGUGUGAAUGAGCUGUGCUAACCCGUGCCUGGCUUGGGCUUUUCU
Rattus norvegicus (Norway rat) is the source of this 6721-nucleotide messenger RNA. NCBI's taxonomy places the organism in Eukaryota, Metazoa, Chordata, Mammalia, Rodentia, Muridae. The record is from RefSeq and is a predicted model, not a curated record.